Messenger RNA from Gongylonema pulchrum, 834 nucleotides. The record is from the annotation of a GenBank genome assembly. Lineage: Eukaryota; Metazoa; Nematoda; Chromadorea; Rhabditida; Gongylonematidae.
AUGGAUGAGACGGGUCAGCUGCAGUCGGGCCAGGUUUUCGUGCAAUACACCGUGAACAUGUCGCUGAAAUCGCUAUCGCAAUUCGCCUUGAAAGCAAUUGUGACCGGUAAGAUGAUGUUUGAAGCAGUGGACAUUCCUGAGUUGCAUCACUUGGUCGAUGUCGUAGUGUUCCCGCAGCACGGUCCGCGGCCACAUCCGGACGAAAUGGCUGGAUCAGACUUGGAUGGCGACGAAUAUGUUGUUAUCUGGGAUCCGGAUUUAAUGCUUCAGCACAGUGAGAACGCGCAGGAUUUUGCUCAAAAAGGUGUUCUCGAGAAUAAAAUAGUGGGACCAGAAAAUAUGGCUUCGGAAAUGACGAAAUUUUUUGUGGAUUUUAUAACGCAAGAAUCGAUCGGUUACAUUUCAAACGCUAUGCUAGUUAACGCAGACCUUUACGGCAUCAAUAGUGAGGCUUCGGAAAUGACGAAAUUUUUUGUGGAUUUUAUCACGCAAGAAUCGAUCGGUUACAUUUCAAACGCUAUGCUAGUUAACGCAGACCUUUACGGCAUCAAUAGUGAGGUCUGCAUGAACAUUGCAAAGAAACAUUCGGAAGCCGUAGAUUUUCAAAAAACUGGAAAUGCACCAAAACCACUAACAAGGCGUCCGACAAACGAUGAGCAUGGACGCGUGAUUCCACAAGAAAGAGCCUAUUGGUGGCCCGAUUUCAUGGAAAAAAUCAACGAGCCAAGCUAUGCCUCAUCGCACUUGCUCGGCCAGUUAUACAGCGAUAAGCCGCCAGCCUUUCUAGUUUUGGACGGUACUCGAAAGGGCGAACUCAGUCUUGUUGGGCUGUAG